Molecule: messenger RNA, 1731 nt
Organism: Macroventuria anomochaeta
Lineage: Eukaryota; Fungi; Ascomycota; Dothideomycetes; Pleosporales; Didymellaceae
Product: UBC-like protein
Exons: 3
Coding region: 175-1503 (442 amino acids)
Source: RefSeq, a predicted model, not a curated record
CAGCUCGACUGGCACUUCACGCACCUACACUGGACGCCGUGAACUUGCCGUCUCGGCGUCCCCUCUCGCUAUCGCGAUCCCGCAGCCACCACAAAAUCCGCAACUGCGUCGCAUAACCACCGCAUCUGCCUAUCCUUUGGCUUCGCUUGAGGCUCGCAGCCUGAAGCUCCCAUCAUGUCGAACCAGUCAAUCCUUCGAAUUACCCGCGAACUCCACGAGAUCCAGAGUGGCUCUGACCUCUCGCUUGCAGUAGCUUGGCGCGACGUUGACGUACGCCAUGUUCGUGCUCUCAUCGUUGGCCCCCCAGACACGCCCUACGAGUUCGGCUUCUUCGAAUUCACCGUCAAGUUCGGUAGAGAGUACCCCACCAAGGCACCGAGCGUGCUAGCGAUCACCACAAAUGGCGGACGGACACGCUUCAACCCGAACAUAUACGCUGCCGGCAAGGUGUGCCUGUCGAUCCUAGGCACAUGGCGCGGCGAGCGAGGAGAGGAGUGGUCCUCUGCCCAAGGGCUCGAAUCGAUCCUUAUCUCCAUACAGAGCUUAAUGUCCGGCAACCCCUACGAGAACGAGCCUGGCUUCGAGGACGCGAACUCAGACUACGACAAGAAGAACCAGGAAGCGUACAUCGACAAGAUCCGACACGAGACGCUGUGCAUAUCGGUCAUCGAGCGAUUGGAGGAGUACUUGAACAUCAACCGAGAGAGGCCCGGCGCGACUGUCUACAAUGCAGAGGAAGAGUACCAGUCUGGCCGGGAGGAUGCUCCUUUCGAGCCGUUCAAGGACUUGUGCAAGCGUCGUUUCCUCUGGUAUUACCGCUCGUACCUGGCAACAAUCGAUGAAGCAGCCAAGAAGCACAAGGAUGGCGAUCGCUUUGAGAAAAUGCCAUUCGAGGGCCCAGGCAACACCAUGGAAGGUACCUACCAGUACACGGCGCUCAGGGAGCGGCUCAACAAGAUCUUUGUGGCGUUGAACCAAGAGACAGAAGGCUGGGCCUCAGAAGGCUUGCUAGCUGUUCAGAAGGAGACGAGCAUUGCUAGUAACCUGCAGCGCCAGUUCGAGCAGAUCGUGGAGAAGUACAAGAAGAACGACUCGGUCACGCUCGACCUGGAUCUGGUCGACAAGAACCCGUUCGUCUGGCAGCUUGUUCUCUUCGGUCGACCCAUGACGAACCUGGAUGGUGGCAUGUUCAGGAUCAUGCUAUACAUCAAUCCAACUAGGUGGCCAGACGUACUGCCUCGUGUGCGCUUCGAAACUCCAAUCUUCCACCACCGCGUCUCUCCUGAUGGCGUCCUGUGCUAUGACGCGGCGAACAAGCAAGACAUGCGCUCCCACAUCGAGGCCAUCAUUGGGGCCAUUGAGGAGGAGUCACCAGCCUACGACCCACGAACGCUUGUCAACCCGGAAGCUGCCAAACUCUUCUGGGGUGCGCCUGAAGAGAAGAAGCUGUACAACCGCCGUCUGCGGCGUUCAGUUCAGGAUAGUGCCGAGAACUGCUUUUAGUACAAGAGCUCACGGGCAGGCGGAGUUGGUGCUCUGAGGAUAUAAAGAGGAUAAAGCUCUUCGAGGUUUGAUGAUGAUACGGCCGAUCACAAGGAAGAUUGAUUAUACAGUACAUUGAUACCCACGCCAGAUCUCUUCGGGGUCUCGCGGCUUGCAUACUCGGCGCUCAUGAUGGGAACGGCGCAUAGCAUAGUCGAACACCAUAGCAUGGACGUUGGUCAUUGCCAU